Auanema sp. JU1783 is the source of this 2736-nucleotide messenger RNA. NCBI's taxonomy places the organism in Eukaryota, Metazoa, Nematoda, Chromadorea, Rhabditida, Rhabditidae. The record is from the annotation of a GenBank genome assembly.
AUGCCAGGAAAGCCAAGUCAAUCACCAACUGUUCAGUUGGCACUUAGUGAACUUGAUAUUCUUAAGGCUAUUCUCGAAUUUCUUCAACUUAGAGGACUCCACAUAACUCAACUCUCAUUAGAAAGAGAGACUGGAGUAAUCAAUGGCGAUUUUUCUGAUGAUCUGUUAUUCCUGCGGCAGUUAGUUUUAGAUGGACAAUGGGAUAACGCUUUAGAUUUUGUUGAGCCUUUGAAAACAAUACCAGAUUUCGAUUUUCAAUCCUUUAGAUAUAAUAUAACAAAAUAUAAAUUUUUCGAGUUAUUAUGUGUCAAAUUAGAACCUGGACCUUUGCAUGAUAAUGAUUUUGCUGUUGAAGAACUUGUUGAAUGCUUGAAAGAUCUCGAACAUAUAUGUCCAUCUCCGGAGGAUUAUCGGCAACUAUGUGCUUUAUUGACAUUACCAAAGUUAUCUGACCACUCUGAUUUCCAUAAUUGGAAUCCGAGUUCAGCACGAAUGGAAUGUUAUCACAAGGUUGAGCCUUUUGUGAGCCCGUAUUUGCCUCCAACAGGCAGAGAGAAAUGUGGUUCAGCAUCAAGGAACGAUCGUUUACUUUCAUUACUAGCAAAGGGUAUAUUUUAUGAAGGAUGUGUUGAUUAUUGUCAGUCGCAAGCUGUGGGGGAUGUAAAAGGCUUAGAGAAUGGACCCCAACCUACGAGUAUAUUAGCUAAUAGAGUUAGAUUGUCAUCUACUGAUCUCUCACUUGUGUCUUGGCUUGAAAUGGUCGGUCGGGAACAGUUCACCAUGCCUUUUCAACAGAAACAACUGGAUUUACGGAUUGAUAACUUGAGAAAACCCAAGCUAGAAGCGCAGUGGACAGAAACAAUUUUGGCCACACCAAUAAAGCCAGGUGGACAGUUUCCGCAUUCAAUGGUUCCUAGUACGAAGAUGAAAUUUGCUGAAAAAAUGAGCCAGUCCAUAGCAAUGCUGCCAAUGUCUCUAAGUAUGACUACAAGUGCAUUUCCUGCUGUAGCAAGCCGUCAACCAAUGUCACAAUCUACAGCUCCUGGCUUCUGUCUGGGAAUUGGCGAAGCAGGUGGAGAUGCUAUGAUUCAAAGUCAACUGAUUGAUAAUUUGAUGGAGACAAGCGAGUUAACUAAAAGUAGCCGGCCAGAUGCCAAUAGGGCUUUCCAACAAAUCAAUUUGCCUCAAAACCCAAACGCCAUGUCUGUGGCUCCUCAAGUAGUAGGUCCGACUAUGGCUCAAAGUAUGCUUGGUGGAACAUUUGAUUUUACUCCUAUGAGGCGCCAACUCGAUGAAAUGACUAGAAGAUCUCUACCUCCUCCAUCUUCACAGAGACAAUCUUCUUUACCUCCUGUUCCUGAGUUGAAUACACCUCCUUCAGGAGCAGAAGAUAACAUUAUGACUCAAAGUCGUCUGUUCCAGGAGUUCUCUAGUAAAAUACGACCCCAGCAAAUGCAGUAUAGGGCACCUGCUCCAAUUCCCCAACCCUUACCUGUGCAACCUGUCCCUGUUCAGCCAGUCAUGCAAUAUCCCAUACCAUAUGAUCAGAACUCGAUGAAUAUGCCAACGUUAAUGAGUAAUGCACCGAUGAACACCAAUCCUCAUAUGCUUGGUCCCGGCAUGAUGAAUCGUCCCCAAUCAAUGGUAUCAACAGGAUCGUCUACGAUGAGCUCCCAAAUGUUACCUAACCAAUCACGUCCCAUAUCAAUGCCCCCAACAGGCACUUCGGGGAUGAAUGUCCAGUUUGUUCCUAUUUGCAAAUAUGAGGACAGUCAAGCAAUUCGUGCUGUUGCUUUUCAUCCAACUGGAAAAUACUUUGCGGUGGGAACAAACUCGAAACAGCUACAUAUGUUCCGUUAUCCUGAUACGAGACAAGUUCGUUAUAAUGAACCGUUACGUAAUCCGGAACUUUUAAUAUCGAGGCCGAAACAGCAUAGAGGAUCUGUCUACUGUCUUGGAUUCAACCCUACCGGUGAAUUACUAGCUACUGGAUCUAAUGACAAAACUAUCCGCUUGAUGGCUUUUAACUCGGAGCAAUGCAAAAUAGGAGCUGAAAUGGAAUUUUCUGUUCAUGAUGGAACGGUUAGGGAUUUGAUUUUCUUAGAAGAUACGAUGCAUCGUACAUCUCUAUUGAUUAGUGGAGGAGCUGGAGUUUGUAAUCUUUAUGCAACAGAUUGUACCACAGGACAAGUGGUUCAACCAAUGCAAGGACAUAUAGCUCCUAUUUUGGGAUUGUACACUUGGGCCACUAACAGUCAUCAGUUUGUUUCAUGUUCACAGGACAAAUCGAUCAGAUUCUGGGAUAUCCGUAGUUCACAGUCUGUAAACGUUAUCCAUCCAACUGCAUCAAAGUCGCACAGUGCUCCUGUAACGUCGGUCUGUGUGGAUCCGUCUGGUCAAGUAUUAGUAUCAGGACAUGAAGAUGCAACCGUUGUUCUUUACGAUAUUAGAGGAGGAAGAGUGUUACAGUCGUUUAGGCCGCAUGGUGAUGAAGUCCGUACUGUUAGGUUUAGUAAUGCAGCAUAUUACUUAUUAUCAGCUAGUUAUGACAAGAGAGUAGUUAUCACGGACAUGAGAGGAGAUUUGUUAGCUCCACUAAUGUACUUACCAGUUGCGGAGCAUACGGAUAAAGUUAUUCAAUGCAGAUGGCAUCCUUUCGAUUUCUCUUUUAUAUCUUCUAGUGCUGAUAGAACAGCCAUUCUAUGGUCAUUACCAACAUUGGGAGGAUAUCAAUAA